GAACUCCUGUCCUUCCACUAUUGUGGUCUUUUGGCUGCUUUGACAGUUGGACUGAGGACUUUUCCUUUUGUUUCUCUCCACUUUUUUAUUCUCAGUGCUCAGACUCAGACUGCUGUAGUGGGAGGAAAAAAUAGAACUAGGAGCUCUUUAAUCCUAGAGAAGGAGCUUUGUAACAGUUACCUUCAAGAAAAGUUUACUCCCCAAAGGAGUAUUUAAUAUUACAUAGACACUGACUCACUGAACAGAGAGAGAGGGGGCGGCUAAGAGGGAGAGAGAGAAUGAUGAGAAUAUGAGAAUUCGAGCCAGCAAGAAAGACAGAAAGAUACUUAACUAAAGAUGAGGGGCAGUUUUGCCUCUUCCUGGAAGUUAUAUUAUUAGUUGGGUUUUUUUGUUUUGUUUUUUUGUUUUUUGAAUCAUGAUGACUGCUAGUUUUGUUUAAAGUAUUUGUUCUGGAAAUACUAAAGUUGGAGUCUACCAGACUGAGGUUAGAAGCAUUUUCUUUGGCAGCAAGAAGAUACUUUUAUAGAAGCCAUGCCUGUACUUGGGGUUGCCUCAAAACUGAGACAGCCAGCUGUUGGGUCAAAGCCUGUUCAUACUGCUCUUCCGAUACCAAAUCUUGGCACUACUGGGUCACAGCCCUAUUCAUCAAGACCUUUGGAACUUACUGAAACAGAGAGCUCAAUGCUUUCUUGUCAGCUCACAUUAAAAUCAACCUGUGAAUUUGGAGAGAAGAAACCCCUCCAAGAAAAAGCUAAAGAGACAGAAGACAGUAAGAUUUAUACUGACUGGGCCAACCACUACCUAGCAAAAUCGGGCCACAAGCGGCUGAUCAAGGAUUUGCAGCAAGACAUUGCAGAUGGAGUCCUGCUAGCUGAAAUCAUCCAGAUCAUUGCAAAUGAAAAAGUUGAAGAUAUCAAUGGAUGUCCUAGGAGUCAAUCUCAGAUGAUUGAAAAUGUUGAUGUCUGCCUUAGUUUUCUAGCAGCCAGAGGAGUAAAUGUUCAAGGUCUAUCCGCUGAAGAAAUAAGAAAUGGAAACUUAAAAGCCAUUCUAGGGCUGUUUUUCAGUUUGUCUCGCUACAAGCAGCAACAACACCAUCAACAACAGUAUUACCAGUCUCUGGUGGAGCUUCAGCAGCGAGUCAGCCACGCCUCCCCUCAGGCAGAAGCCAGUCAGGCCAAAACCCAACAAGAUAUGCAGUCCAGUCUGGCAGCCAGAUAUGCAACUCAGUCUAAUCACAGUGGAAUUGCAACCAGUCAAAAAAAGCCUACUAGGCUUCCAGGUCCCUCUAGGGUACCAGCUGCCGGCAGCUGCAGCAAGGUCCAGGGAGCCUCUAAUUUAAAUAGGAGAAGUCAGAGCUUUAACAGCAUCGACAAAAACAAGCCUCCAAAUUAUGCAAAUGGCAAUGAAAAAGAUUCCUCCAAAGGACCUCAGCCAUCUUCAGGUGUAAAUGGUAACAUGCAGCCCCCUGGCACCGUGGGGCAGCCCCCCGCCUCUGCCAUCCCUUCUCCGAGCGCCAGCAAGCCCUGGCGGAGCAAGUCCAUGAAUGUCAAGCACAGUGCCACCUCCACCAUGCUGACCGUGAAGCAGUCCAGCCCAGCCACCUCCCCCACACCACCUGCAGACAGACUGAAGCCCCCUGUCUCAGAAGGGGUCAAAACAACCUCCUCGGGACAGAAAUCCAUGCUUGAAAAAUUCAAGCUGGUCAAUGCACGGACUGCUUUACGCCCCCCACAGUCUCCCAGCUCGGGGCCCAGUGAUGGGGGGAAGGAUGACGAUGCCUUUUCUGAAUCUGGUGAGAUGGAAGGUUUUAACAGUGGUCUGAAUAGUGGUGGCUCAACCAAUAGCAGCCCCAAAGUGUCCCCUAAAUUAGCCCCUCCAAAAGCUGGAAGCAAAAAUCUCAGCAAUAAAAAGUCUUUGCUACAGCCAAAGGAAAAAGAGGAAAAGAACAGGGACAAAAAUAAAGUUUGCACUGAAAAACCAGUCAAGGACGAGAAGGAUCAGGUGACAGAGACAGCUCCGAAAAAGACCUCUAAAAUUGCAAGCUUGAUCCCAAAGGGUAGCAAGACGGCAGCAGCCAAGAAAGAAAGCCUAAUCCCCUCUUCCAGUGGCAUUCCAAAACCGGGCUCGAAGGUGCCCACAGCAAAGCAGACCGUUUCACCAGGCAGUGCAGUGAGCAAAGAGUCGGAAAAAUUCAGGACUACCAAGGGAAGCCCUUCCCAGUCCUUACCUAAGCCCACGACCACUGAGAAGGCAAGCACAUCCAAUUGCCCUGCUCCUUUGGAAGGAAGGGAAGCCAGCCACGCCCCUCCCGCCGGCUCCUGUGCUGCGCUGGUGGCACCAGGCGGGGGGCAGGCCACCGGGAACGGUGCUGUCCAACUCCCCCAGCAGCAGCAACACAGCCACCCCAACACGGCCACGGUGGCUCCAUUCAUCUACAGAUCACAUUCAGAAAAUGAAGGCACCUCUUUACCAUCUGCUGAGUCCUGUACCAGCCCUACUAAGAUGGAUUUAUCAUAUAAUAAAACUGCUAAGCAGUGCCUAGAGGAGAUAUCUGGUGAAGACCCUGAAACAAGGAGAAUGAGAACAGUUAAAAACAUAGCAGAUUUGAGGCAAAAUUUAGAGGAGACUAUGUCCAGUCUUCGUGGGACCCAGAUAAGCCACAGCACCCUGGAGACAACAUUUGACAGCACUGUGACAACAGAAGUGAAUGGAAGGACCAUACCCAGCUUGACAAGCCGACCCACUCCCAUGACCUGGAGGUUGGGUCAGGCGUGUCCUCGACUUCAGGCUGGAGAUGCUCCCUCCCUGGGGGCUGGCUACUCCCGGAGUGGUACCAGCCGAUUCAUUCACACAGACCCCUCGAGGUUCAUGUACACGACGCCUCUCCGUCGAGCAGCUGUCUCUCGACUGGGAAACAUAUCCCAAGUUGACAUGAGUGAGAAAGCAAGCAGUGACCUGGACAUGUCUUCUGAAGUUGACGUUGGUGGAUAUAUGAGUGACGGUGAUAUCCUUGGGAAAAGUCUCAGGGCUGAUGACAUCAACAGUGGGUACAUGACAGAUGGAGGGCUGAACCUAUAUACUAGAAGUCUGAACCGAAUACCAGACACAGCCACUUCCAGAGACGUCAUCCAGAGAGGAGUUCAUGAUGUGACAGUGGAUGCAGACAGCUGGGAUGACAGCAGCUCUGUGAGUAGUGGUCUCAGUGACACCCUUGAUAACAUCAGCACCGACGACUUGAACACCACGUCCUCGGUCAGCUCUUACUCCAACAUCACUGUCCCCUCCAGGAAGAACACCCAGCUGAAGACAGAUUCAGAGAAACGCUCUACAACAGACGAGACAUGGGAAACUACUGAGGAGCUGAAAAAAACAGAAGAGGACUUCGACAGCCAUGGGGAUGGCGCUGGCAAGUGGAAGGGUGUUUCCUCAGGACUUCCUGAAGACCCCGAGAAGACAGGGCAGAAAGCCUCCUUGUCCAUCUCACAGACAGGUUCCUGGAGGAGGGGCAUGUCUGCCCAAGGAGGAGCGCCAUCUAGGCAGAAAGCUGGAACGAGUGCACUCAAGACCCCGGGGAAAACUGAUGAUGCCAAAGCUUCUGAGAAAGGCAAAACUCCCCUGAAAGGAUCAUCUCUACAGAGGUCUCCUUCAGAUGCUGGCAAAAGCAGUGGAGAUGAGGGGAAAAAGCCCCCCUCAGGCAUUGGAAGAUCCACUGCUCCCGGCUCUUUUGGAUUUAAGAAACCAAGCGGAGUAGGGUCAUCUACUAUGAUCACAAGCAGCGGAGCGACAAUAACAAGUGGGUCGGCCACCCUGGGUAAAAUUCCCAAAUCUGCUGCCAUUGGUGGGAAGUCAAAUGCAGGGAGAAAAACCAGUCUGGACGGAUCCCAGAAUCAGGAUGAUGGUGUCCUGCAUGUGAGCUCCAAGACCUCCCUCCAGUACCGCAGCCUGCCCCGCCCUUCAAAAUCCAGCACCAGCGGCAUCCCUGGCCGAGGCGGCCACAGGUCCAGCACCAGCAGUAUCGAUUCCAACGUCAGCAGCAAGUCGGCUGGUGCCUCCACCUCGAAACUCAGAGAACCCACUAAGAUUGGGUCAGGGCGCUCGAGCCCCGUCACUGUCAACCAGACGGACAAGGAAAAGGAAAAAGUAGCUGUCUCAGAUUCAGAGAGCGUUUCUUUGUCAGGUUCCCCCAAAUCCAGCCCCACCUCUGCCAGUGCCUGUGGGACCCAAGGGCUCAGGCAGCCAGGAUCCAAGUAUCCUGACAUUGCCUCACCUACAUUUCGAAGGUUGUUUGGUGCCAAGGCAGGUGGCAAAUCUGCCUCUGCACCUAAUACUGAGGGUGUGAAAUCCUCCUCAGUAAUGCCCAGUCCUAGUACCACAUUAGCGCGGCAAGGCAGUCUGGAAUCACCGUCGUCCGGUACGGGCAGCAUGGGCAGUGCUGGUGGGCUAAGUGGCAGCAGCAGCCCUCUCUUCAGUAAGCCCUCAGACUUAACUACAGACGUUAUAAGCUUAAGUCAUUCGUUGGCUUCCAGCCCAGCGUCGGUCCACUCUUUCACAUCAGGUGGUCUCGUGUGGGCUGCCAAUCUGAGCAGUUCCUCUGCCGGCAGCAAGGACACUCCGAGUUACCAGUCCAUGACUAGCCUCCAUACGAGCUCUGAGUCUAUUGACCUCCCCCUCAGCCAUCAUGGCUCCCUGUCUGGACUGACCACAGGCACUCACGAGGUGCAGAGCCUGCUCAUGAGAACGGGUAGUGUGAGAUCUACUCUCUCAGAAAGCAUGCAGCUUGACAGAAAUACACUACCCAAAAAGGGACUAAGAUACACUCCAUCAUCUCGGCAGGCCAGCCAAGAAGAGGGCAAGGAGUGGCUGCGCUCCCAUUCCACCGGAGGGCUGCAGGAUGCUGGCAACCAGUCCCCUCUGCUCUCCCCUUCUGCCAUGUCAUCUUGCGCCACAGGAAAAUAUCACUUUUCCAACUUGGUGAGCCCAACCAAUCUGUCUCAGUUUAACCUUCCUGGGCCCAGCAUGAUGCGCUCAAAUAGCAUCCCAGCCCAAGACUCUUCCUUCGAUCUCUAUGAUGACUCCCAGCUUUGUGGGAGUGCCACGUCUCUGGAAGAAAGGCCACGUGCUAUCAGUCAUUCAGGCUCAUUCCGAGACAGCAUGGAAGAAGUUCACGGCUCUUCAUUAUCACUGGUCUCCAGCACUUCUUCUCUUUAUUCAACAGCUGAAGAAAAAGCUCAUUCAGAGCAAAUCCACAAACUGCGGCGAGAGCUGGUUGCAUCACAAGAAAAAGUUGCUACUCUCACAUCUCAACUGUCAGCAAAUGCUCACCUCGUAGCAGCUUUUGAAAAGAGUUUAGGGAAUAUGACUGGCCGACUGCAAAGUCUAACCAUGACAGCAGAACAGAAGGAGUCUGAACUUAUAGAACUAAGAGAAACCAUUGAAAUGCUGAAGGCCCAGAACUCUGCUGCCCAGGCAGCUAUUCAGGGAGCGCUGAACGGUCCUGACCACCCUCCCAAAGAUCUCCGCAUCAGAAGACAGCAUUCCUCUGAAAGUGUUUCUAGUAUCAACAGUGCCACAAGCCAUUCCAGCAUUGGUAGUGGUAAUGAUGCUGACUCCAAGAAAAAGAAAAAGAAAAACUGGGUGAACUCUAGAGGAAGUGAGCUGAGAAGCUCAUUCAAACAAGCCUUUGGGAAGAAAAAGUCCACCAAGCCUCCUUCCUCACAUUCGGACAUUGAAGAGCUCACUGACUCAUCCCUCCCAGCAUCACCGAAAGUGCCCCAUAAUGUUGGUGACUGUGGGUCCACAUCCAUGAAGCCCUCACAGUCGGCCUCAGCGAUCUGUGAAUGCACGGAGGCUGAGGCAGAGAUAAUUCUGCAGCUGAAGAGCGAGCUCAGAGAAAAGGAAUUAAAAUUAACAGAUAUUCGACUGGAAGCCCUCAGCUCUGCUCAUCAUCUUGACCAGAUCCGGGAAGCUAUGAACCGGAUGCAGAACGAAAUAGAAAUACUGAAGGCAGAAAAUGACCGGUUGAAGGCAGAAACUGGUAACACGGCUAAGCCUGCUCGUCCGCCGUCAGAAUCCUCAAGUAGCACAUCCUCCUCAUCUCCACGGCAGUCGUUAGGACUUUCUCUAAACAAUCUGAACAUCACAGAGUCUGUUACCUCAGAUAUUUUGCUAGAUGAAGCUGGUGCUGGUGAUGCCACUGGACGCAAAGAAGGCCGCAGUGUGAAAAUUAUCGUCUCCAUAAGCAAGGGCUAUGGCCGAGCAAAGGAUCAGAAGUCUCAGGCAUAUUUGAUAGGAUCCAUUGGCGUUAGUGGAAAAACCAAGUGGGAUGUCUUAGAUGGUGUAAUUAGACGUCUCUUUAAGGAAUAUGUGUUCCGAAUUGAUACAUCCACUAGCCUUGGUCUGAGCUCUGACUGCAUUGCUAGCUACUGUAUAGGAGAUUUAAUUAGAUCCCAUAGCCUAGAAGUGCCUGAACUGCUGCCUUGUGGAUACCUUGUUGGAGAUAAUAACAUCAUUACUGUGAACCUGAAAGGGGUAGAAGAAAACAGUUUGGACAGUUUUGUUUUUGAUACACUGAUUCCUAAACCAAUUACCCAAAGGUACUUUAACUUGUUGAUGGAGCAUCAUAGAAUUAUACUCUCAGGACCUAGUGGUACUGGAAAGACCUAUUUAGCAAAUAAACUUGCCGAAUAUGUAAUAACCAAAUCUGGGAGGAAAAAAACAGAGGACGCAAUUGCCACUUUUAAUGUGGACCACAAGUCAAGUAAGGAGUUGCAACAGUAUCUAGCUAACCUGGCUGAACAGUGCAGUGCUGAUAAUAAUGGUGUAGAACUCCCUGUUGUAAUAAUCCUUGAUAAUCUUCAUCAUGUGGGCUCUUUGAGUGAUAUCUUCAAUGGUUUUCUCAACUGUAAAUACAACAAAUGUCCAUAUAUUAUUGGAACAAUGAAUCAGGGAGUUUCUUCAUCACCAAAUCUAGAGCUGCAUCACAAUUUCAGGUGGGUGCUAUGCGCGAACCACACAGAACCAGUGAAAGGCUUUUUAGGCAGAUAUCUUCGAAGGAAACUGAUAGAGAUAGAGAUUGAAAGGAACAUACGCAAUAAUGACUUAGUCAAAAUUAUAGAUUGGAUUCCUAAGACAUGGCAUCAUCUCAACAGUUUUUUGGAAACACACAGUUCUUCUGAUGUUACCAUUGGCCCCCGACUUUUCCUUCCUUGUCCUAUGGAUGUAGAAGGUUCUAGAGUGUGGUUCAUGGAUCUCUGGAACUAUUCUUUGGUACCUUACAUUCUGGAGGCAGUGAGAGAAGGUCUUCAGAUGUAUGGGAAACGGGCACCUUGGGAAGACCCCUCAAAGUGGGUGCUUGACACAUACCCAUGGAGCUCAGCAUCUCUGCCUCAGGAUGGUCCAGCAUUACUUCAGUUGCGACCAGAAGAUGUUGGGUAUGAGGGCUGCGUAGCCACUAAGGAAGCCACAACCUCGAAGCACAUUCCACAGAGUGACACAGAAGGGGAUCCUCUGAUGAAUAUGCUAAUGAAACUCCAAGAAGCAGCCAAUUACUCGGGCACACAAAGCUGUGACAGCGAUAGCACCAGCCACCAUGAAGACAUUCUAGAUUCAUCUCUUGAAUCUACUCUCUAGAGGGUGAAAGAAGUUAGGGGAAGAGACUAUGCUU
This is a messenger RNA of Odobenus rosmarus divergens (Pacific walrus), 7663 nucleotides long. RefSeq names its product neuron navigator 3 (gene NAV3). The coding region runs from base 532 to 7629 and encodes 2365 amino acids. The record is from RefSeq and is a predicted model, not a curated record. Lineage: Eukaryota; Metazoa; Chordata; Mammalia; Carnivora; Odobenidae. Gene Ontology annotation, biological process: nervous system development; neurogenesis. Gene Ontology annotation, molecular function: protein binding; ATP binding; ATP hydrolysis activity. The transcript has 39 exons.